AGUAAGUUAUAAGCCUUGCAAUUUUGACGCUCAACUCAUUGAAGCUGUUUUUGCGUAGCAACAUCUGUUCCCCUCCAUCGAAACCAAGUUUUUUCUGUCCACGGUACUGGUAGAGAUUAAGGUUACCUUGAAGAGGGGACUCUUCUUUGUUGAGUGCCAAUAUCAUGGCAUCUUCUAAGAAUGAGGAAAGUGGUGCUCAGGAUGCAGCAGAAAGGAUUAAGGUUGCAGCCUUGUCAGCUGCAAAGGGUUUGAGCCGUGCUCAGGCUGAGCGCGCCGCCACUGCUGCUGCUAGAAAUGUCAAUGCAUAUGGCCAGAAGGAAGAAGGACCCAGUCGAUGGCAGGAAAGAAAAGAAGCAAAGAGGCAGAUGUAUUUGAUGACUACUGAGAAACAGGUGAGAUUGGGUGAAAGGAAAGACCUCAAGGCUUCAGGUUCCACCGUUGCUGCAGCUUCUCAAUGUCAGAAAUGUUUCCAGUCAGGGCACUGGACUUAUGAGUGCAAGAAUGAGAGGGUUUACAUAUCACGACCAUCUCGGACACAGCAGCUGAAAAAUCCAAAACUGAGGAUGAAAGUAUCAAUAUCUUAUGAUCUAGAAAACCCAGAUAUUGAGAAGGAGAGGAAGAGUGAAAAAUCUGUGAAGAAGAGUAAGAGGAAGCAUAAGUCAGAUACAGAGUCCGGGAGUGAUAGUGAGGCUUCAGUGUUUGAAUCUGACAGUGAGGCGUCAUCAGUGACAAGGUCCGAUGAUUCUUCUGGGGAAAGUGAAUCAAGUUAUAGUUCUUCAACUGAUUCAGAGGAAGAGAGGAGGAGGAAGAGGAAGAAGAAGAAGCAGCAGAAGAAGAGAAGACACCGGAAAUACAGCUCAACCUCUGAGUCUUCUGAUUCAUAUUCAGAUUCUGGGUCUGAUUCUGAAGAGCGAACUAGCCGUAAGAAGAGCAGCAGGAGGCAUACCAGAAAGCGGUGAAGCAUUGAACAAUAUGAGUAAUCAGAUGUCUGGUAUCUGGUUCUUUAACCUUGAAAAUAUUGAUAUUUCUGUUCUCAUGUGAUAAAAGAACUAGGAUUUGCUGUUUCAAACGAAUAUGAUUUUACUGUAAGCUUAUCUUGUGGAUGUAGAAUUCAGCGUGGCAAGAGUUGUCUCUUGUAUUUUCUUUUUUCCAUGUUGCUGGCUUACUCAUUUCCCAGCUCGUAUUUGACUGUUUUUCUUGUCUCUUGCCUGCUUGAUAUUGUCCUACUUAUUUAACUUUCGCAGAGUUGUCCUUUU
Nicotiana tabacum (common tobacco) is the source of this 1256-nucleotide messenger RNA. RefSeq lists its product as uncharacterized. The record is from RefSeq and is a predicted model, not a curated record. Lineage: Eukaryota; Viridiplantae; Streptophyta; Magnoliopsida; Solanales; Solanaceae.